This is a messenger RNA of Panicum virgatum (switchgrass), 5338 nucleotides long. RefSeq names its product phosphatidate phosphatase PAH2-like. The record is from RefSeq and is a predicted model, not a curated record. Gene Ontology annotation, molecular function: phosphatidate phosphatase activity. Lineage: Eukaryota; Viridiplantae; Streptophyta; Magnoliopsida; Poales; Poaceae. The transcript has 12 exons. Bases 656 to 4915 code for a protein of 1419 amino acids.
UCCCCGGCAUUCUUCGAUCCCGGAAUAUGCUCCACGAGCUCCUUCCGAUCAAUCAUUCCCCUCAACUCAAUCACCCCCAAUUCACAAAUCCGAGCGAGCUGCAUCCGGCGGGCCGCCUCGGUCUCCCGGUUCUUGUGCGGGUCGCGUAGAGAUCCUUGCUCCGAAUUCGACUUGGUUUCUCGCUCUCUUGCUCAUUGGGUUCGGAUUCCCCUGAGUUUUGAUCUGUUUAGUCUGCUGUGCCCAUCGAAUUAGGCGGAAGAUUGGAGGUGGCUCUGGCGGUGGCGGUUCCUGAUCCCGCCCCCGUGGUUCCUCGACUGCACCGCGCCAAUCGCGUGCUGGAUUGGCGCAAAGAUCGGACUUUUUGGAAGGGUUUGGCGGUAAGGAUCGAAUUUUGGGGAGGAUUUUGUUGCUUGGGACUGGAGCGCUCAUAGAUUUUUGUCAGUUCGGUCUGGUUGAAAGGGAUAGGAAUUGCAUUUUUUUUGGGGUGAAAUUGGAUGGCUGUCGUGGCUGCUGUGGAUCGUGCCUGGUUGUGGUGAAGGAUUGAUUCUUCUGGUAUGGGUGGUCGUGGACGCCCGUAAUGCCCUCGCUCGAGGUUGGAGGAUUCCACACGAUUUGAUGGUCUGUGCCGCCCGGGAGCUCGUCGGCGGUGGGCAAGAUGUACGCCGUGGGGAAGUUCGGCAGCCUCAUCUCUCGCAGCGUGUACACCGUCUCCGGCCCGUUCCACCCGUUCGGCGGCGCGGUCGACAUUGUUGUCGUGCAGCAGCAGGACGGCAGCUUCAAGAGCUCGCCGUGGUACGUCCGGUUCGGCAAGUUCCAGGGGGUUCUCAAGUCAAGGGAGAAUGUCGUCAACAUCUCUGUCAAUGGCGUCGAAGCUGGGUUCCACAUGUACCUGGAUGGCAAUGGCGAGGCUUACUUCCUUAGGAAUGCAGACCCGAAUGGUGAGGAAGGUGAAUUUGUUCUCUCCCCCGCAUCAUCAGGUGAUGAGCUGGAGGUACCGGUCCAGGAAGCUCAGUUGAGGAAGUCGAAGAGCACUUCAUGUGAUAGCUCCACGAUGGAGGCUGAUGUUGGGGAGAACAAGAUACUCGCGAGGACAACCUCAAGGCGGACCACCAUACUUGAACGAAUGUUUGGUCGGAAGUCAGUUAAGAACAAUGCACAUGCUGUGGAUAGAGUGAGCUCAUUAGAGCGAGCAGAGAUUGCUGCCGAACUCCUUGAUACAAAGUGGUCGACAAAUCUCCCGCGGAGUUCGAAAUCUCAUAGUUCUGAUGAUGAAUCUUCCAAGAGCAAGUUGACAGAAGCUAGCAACAGUGAUCAGAUGGAAACCUCAAAGACUGUACUGCCAGAACAUAGCUUGGAUCGUGGGAAAGAGAUGGACUCUAACUGCAAUAGUGCUGACUGCAAUUCUUGUAGUCCUCGUGGAGGAAGAAAUAGUUCGGCAGGUGAAACUGAUCAGUGUUUACAAACAACUAGUGUGAAGGAAGAGGUUGUUGAGAUACAUACACAUGAGUCUGUCGAUACUCAAGGUGAGUUGCUGCAUAAUUUGGAAGAUGUUGCAGGAAGGGAAAUACAUACAAAGGAGGCCUUUUCCAAUGGCAUUUUUGAAAUCCAGACCGUUGAGACAGACACUACAAGCGGUAAGAGCGAGGUAGUUUCUCAGUUUGUCACUGUAGAUUCAGAUGCCAACCAAAAUUUGGCAGAUGCCAAUCCACCAGCUUAUGCAACCACAGAUGUACCAACUGAAAAGCAUGAGGUUACGUUGAUCCCUUCUGCACCUGAUCCAGUUCAAGAGAAAGUUGUCAUUCUCAGCAGUUCUGAGACUCUGGAGAUUUCACAAGAUGCAGUUCAAGAGAAAAUGGUCAUUCUCAGCAGUUUUGAGACUCUGGAGAGCUCAUAUGCUGUGUCCAGUAUUUCAGAUGACAAAGGUCAUGAUGCAUCAGAUACCUCACUGGCUCACAGUGUAGAACGCGAGGAGGAUUCCAGAGUCUCUGAUGGGAGUAGAGAGCAGCUAUUUUCUGAGGAAAGGUCAUUUGCAAGCUGCGGUGCUCCCAGCAACAAAAAAGACAUGAUUAAAGUGGUUGUUGAAGAACAUGAAGCUUUUAUCUUAGAAGAUUCAGCUCCCCAAAUCUUGCAACAUAAUGGUCCAGAUAUGGAUAUUUCUGUGGACAGUGUUUCACUUUCAAAUACUGAUGCAGCUCAUGAUUUAGCUUGUCAGCAUGAUGUGGUUUAUCCUGAUGCUUCUUCUAGUGUUAUAGAGACAUCAAGUUAUGUGCCUGACAACGAUCCUGAAGAUGUUACAAAUAACUUAACUGUGGAAAAUAAAGCAUGCAGCAUAGAGCUUGAUGUUUCUGUUACUCAGAUCCCAACAAUAGGAGAUGGAUCCACAGAAUGCAAUGCCCAGUCAGCUAAUUUUCCCAAGACAAUAGUAGAGAGCUCACCAACUGCUACUGGGUCUUCCAGUUUGGUCAAUGAUCAUGAAAAUGUAACAAAGAACUUAAUUGUGGAAAAUAAAGCAUGCAACAGAGAGCCUGAUGUUUCUGUUACUCUGACCUCAACAAUAGGAGAUGGAGCCACAGAAUGCACUGCUCAGUCAGCUAAUUUCCCUAAUAAAAUGGAAAUAGAGGGUUCACCAACUGUUCCUGGGUCUUCCAGUUUGGGCAAUGAUCCUGAAGAUGUAACACAGAACUUAAUUGUGGAAAAUAAAGCAUGCAACAGAGAGCCUGAUGUUUUUGUUACUCUGACCUCAACAAUAGGAGAUGGACCCACAGAAUGCACUGCUCAGUCAGCUAAUUUUCCUAAGGAAAUAGAAAUAGAGGGUUCACCAACUGUUGCUGGGUCUUCCAGUUUGGUCAAUGAUCCUAAAGAUGUAACAGAGAACUUAAUUGUGGAAAAUGAAGCAUGCAACAGAGAGCCUGAUGUUUUUGUCACUCUGACCUCAACAAUAGGAGAUGGACCCACAGAAUGCAUUACUCAGUCAGCUACUUUUCCUAAUAAAAUAGAUGUAGAGGAUGCACCUACUGCUACCGGGUCUUCCAGCUUGGUCGAUGUUGAAGUGCAAAACACAAAAACAGAAGAUGAAACCGGAAGAUCUAGUUCUGUGAGUGGAGGUGAAGUUGGGUUUGUGCUUGAGGCUACAGCUGAGCCUGAGGAAGAAGCAGAAGCAGCAGUAUCAUUCUCUGAGUAUACAGAAGAAAUUCAGUUUCAAUUUAGUGAUAAUGAUGAAUAUUUUGCGGAUAGAAAGGCCAUGGAUGACAUAGUGGCUGAUAAAACAGCAGGCAAAGGAGGACAUGACAAAUCUGAUUGUGACACAGAAAAACAGGAAGGAGGUGGUGUAGAUCUUGCAAAUGAAUUGGAAAACUGCUCUGAUUCAUUAAGGCCUGUGACUAGCCCUAUUUUUAUUCCUACAAGUGACCUGCAGUCAGGAGAUAACAGCAUAGAGGCUAAGUCUCUACCAAAUCUUCGUUCUCACAUACAUGAUCUUGAAAGGCCUGAUAGUUUUCAGCUAAGCCGCUCACUACAAUCAAAUGCUGAAAAUAAUGGGGUUGACCCAGUCAAGAGUAUGAAUUCUUCUUUUCUUGAGCAGAAACCAGAAGUUACUGGUGAUUCAGAAGAAAAUUUGAGCCCACCUGAGGUUACCAGCAAUGUUGUACCUGAUGACAAGCACGCUGACAACCUGAAAGUUGAUUCAUUCACCCCUUUUGUGGAAUUAUCACUAUGCAGGCACCUGUUAUCUGAAGGCAUGGGGGAGGAUGCUGCUCGCAGUGCAUUUGAUUCUGAGAUGGUAACCUUAGAGAAGUUCCGUACCAUGAAGCAGUCACUGGUGAGAAACAAUAGGUUAGUUGUUAGGAUUGCUGGCCGCUAUUUUCCCUGGGAUGCAGCUGCGCCUAUAGUGCUCGGUUUGAUCUCUUUCAGUGAGGAACAAGUUUUUGAACCCAAAGGCAUGAUAAAGGUGGAGCGAGUUGAGCCAACUGCAGAACCAGGUGGUAGCUGGAGAAUCUGGCCAUUUAGUUUCAGACGGACAAGGACUAUUAGUGCUGUCCAGCCAGUUAGUGAAAGCACUGUUGAGACUUCUGCAUCCGCUCCUGCUAAAGAAUCGACACCUGUUAACGAAUUAGAUAGAGAAAGGAAUAAAUCCAGGGCAAAGAGGAUUGAGAGGAAGGUGCGAUCACUCACUCCAACAUCUGAGGAGCUCGCAUCUCUUGAUCUUAGAGAGGGCAAGAAUGUGGUAACAUUUACCUUCUCAACUGCAAUUGUUGGGAAACAGCAGGUUGAUUGUCACAUAUAUUUAUGGAAAUGGAAUACGCGCAUUGUCAUAUCAGAUGUGGAUGGCACUAUCACCAAGUCUGACGUUCUUGGCCAGUUCAUGCCAUUGGUUGGUGUUGAUUGGUCUCAAAAUGGAGUUGCUCAUUUUUUUUCUGCAAUAAAGGAAAAUGGAUAUCAGCUUCUAUUUCUGAGUGCACGCGCUAUUUCACAAGCCCACAUUACGAGACGGUUUCUUUUCAGCUUAAAGCAGGAUGGCAAAGCACUUCCUGAUGGCCCUGUUGUUAUAUCCCCUGAUGGUCUCUUCCCUUCACUUUACAGAGAAGUUAUCAGAAGAGCUCCUCAUGAAUUCAAGAUUUCAUGCCUAGAGGCUAUCAAAGAUCUAUUUCCUCCUGACUCGAAUCCAUUUUAUGCUGGAUUCGGAAAUAGAGAUACAGAUGAGCUUAGUUACCUCAAAGUUGGUAUUCCUAUGGGCAAGAUCUUCAUAAUAAACCCCAAGGGUGAAGUUGCAGUAAAUCGGCGAGUUGAUACAAAGUCAUACACAUCCCUGCAUGCUCUUGUCCAUGGAAUGUUCCCACCAAUAUCAUCAUCUUCGGAGCAGGAGGACUACAAUACCUGGAAUUACUGGAAAAUGCCAUUGCUUGAUGUUGAUAUGUGAGGUACAAGUGAAGUCUGCACAACAGUGCUGCGCUAAUUUUAUAAUGCGCCACAGUGAUGAUGAGAAGAAAACCACGGUGAAGAUAGCACCCUGAGGCCAAUCGUUGGUUGGCUACGUGUGGAUGCUCCUGAUAUAAGCACCUGCAAGAUCGAAACUGUAUAUAUAGGAUCUUAAUAGAGGACUUGCAAUCUGCACGCUGAAUAAGCAGCAGAAGCAGUAUAGCUGUUUCUUGUGAUCUUGUCAAUCCAUCUGUUGUUGGACUGAACCUUCUUGUCCUGUAACUGAGAGGUGUAUAAUUUACUGAAUGGAGGGAUCUGAUAGUGUUGUUUCGUCUCAUCCUUCUUGGUGUAAUUGUGGCGCCAUUGUAAUCUGUACAAGAGCAGUUCAAUAAUGCAAUAGAAUGUCAGCUUUGUUCAUUUGCUA